Messenger RNA from Hippoglossus stenolepis (Pacific halibut), 999 nucleotides. Its product is annotated as palmitoyltransferase ZDHHC23-A-like. The coding region runs from base 1 to 999 and encodes 332 amino acids. Gene Ontology annotation, biological process: peptidyl-L-cysteine S-palmitoylation; protein targeting to membrane. The record is from RefSeq and is a predicted model, not a curated record. Gene Ontology annotation, cellular component: endoplasmic reticulum; Golgi apparatus. The transcript is spliced from 3 exons. NCBI's taxonomy places the organism in Eukaryota, Metazoa, Chordata, Actinopteri, Pleuronectiformes, Pleuronectidae. Gene Ontology annotation, molecular function: protein-cysteine S-palmitoyltransferase activity.
AUGAAAUGGGAGAAGUUAAAGCCUCCGGAGCCAGAUGAUCCCAUGUGCUGCUGCGAGUGUGAUAUCUACCAGUACGGAUGCUGCUGUGACUGUGAAGAUCUGGACGAGGCCUUUAACAGGUGGCUGAGACACAAACCCCCCCACAGCGGAUGUCACUCUCCUGUUCUCGGGGCCCUGAUUGACAACCUGGAGAUCUCCACGAUCCCGGCCCUGGUGCUGCUGCCUCUGCUGCUCCGGGCCGCAGCGCUGCACCACCUGCUGGGCAUCAUCAUCCUGACAGCUCUGCCCAGCCUGGUCCUCUGGUACUACUACGCCACGCACCGCAAGAGGAGACGCACCCUCUUCUUCCUCACUCUGGCGCUGUUCUCUCUGGCCUACAUGUAUUACCUCUUCAUCACAGAGAUUCUACCGCGUGGGGACGUCAGCCAUCUGCAGCUGUGCACUGUGACUGCUGGGAUGAUCCUCACCAUCGGAUCUCUCAUUCACACCAAGAGAGGCCCAGGGUUUCACACCACCUCCUAUCACAGCCAGAGUGAGGAGGUUAACAAGGACUCUACACAUCUUAAUGGAUCCAUCCAAUCAGCGGCCUCCUCCUCCUCUCCUCCUGCCCUGACAGAAAAGUGGAGCAGAUGCUCUGUGUGCAAAACAAUGCGACCCCCGCGGGCCGGACACUGUCGAACCUGUGGAUCCUGCGUCAAGCGUCUGGACCACCACUGUGUCUGGAUAAACAGCUGUGUCGGACAAGCAAACCACCGCAGUUUCCUGCUGACCCUCUUGGUGUUCGUGCUGACCUCUCUGUAUGGGAUCAGUUUGGUGCUUUGCAGCAUCUGUCCUCGGCAGUAUGUCAUGACGGCUCUCUUCUACUGCCCCGGUGUCUACAGCCAGUCCAGGUACAGCACUCUAUAUAUCAUAAAUACAUGUUUAUGUAUCAUAUCUUCUGUCUCAUCCCAACAACUACAUCAGAAGUCCACAUUGAAAAAGUUCACCAAAUUAAUAUAA